Molecule: messenger RNA, 477 nt
Organism: Centropristis striata (black sea bass)
Lineage: Eukaryota; Metazoa; Chordata; Actinopteri; Perciformes; Serranidae
Product: small ribosomal subunit protein eS26
Exons: 4
Coding region: 69-416 (115 amino acids)
Biological process (GO): translation
Cellular component (GO): cytosolic small ribosomal subunit; ribosome
Molecular function (GO): mRNA binding; structural constituent of ribosome
Source: RefSeq, a predicted model, not a curated record
GCGGAGCGGAAGGUACUACUUCUCGGGGCACAACCUCUUCCGGUCCUCUUUCCAGCUUCCCGUGCAACAUGACCAAGAAAAGGAGGAAUAACGGUCGUGCCAAGAAGGGCCGUGGCCACGUGCAGCCCAUCCGCUGCACCAACUGUGCCCGCUGUGUCCCCAAGGACAAGGCUAUCAAGAAGUUUGUCAUCAGGAACAUUGUGGAGGCGGCGGCUGUGAGAGACAUCACAGAGGCCAGUGUCUUUGACUCCUAUGCCCUGCCCAAGCUCUACGUGAAGCUGCACUACUGCGUCAGCUGUGCCAUCCACAGUAAAGUGGUGAGGAACCGCUCCUGUGAGGCCAGGAAAGACCGCACCCCACCACCCAGAUUCAGGCCCGCUGCCAGUGCACCAAGAGCCCCUCCUAAGCCCAUGUAAAGCAGAAUUCGAAGAUGCUGUUCACUUGAUGAAUAAAUUCAAAGUCUUUACAAAAUCUUGA